Messenger RNA from Penicillium lagena, 1938 nucleotides. RefSeq names its product putative RNA binding protein Ligatin/Tma64. Gene Ontology annotation, molecular function: translation initiation factor activity. Lineage: Eukaryota; Fungi; Ascomycota; Eurotiomycetes; Eurotiales; Aspergillaceae. The record is from RefSeq and is a predicted model, not a curated record. The coding region runs from base 1 to 1938 and encodes 645 amino acids. Gene Ontology annotation, biological process: formation of translation preinitiation complex; translational initiation. The transcript is spliced from 3 exons.
AUGUUCAAGAAGAAGCCGACGAUCAAAAACCUAGCACCCUUGCGAUCGUCAGACAGGAGGAAGAUCGCCGACCAGAUCAUCAGCGACUACCACAUCUCCGUGCCCACAACCCCGUCCGGCGACGCAAGUGAUUCAGCUGCAUCGGGCCCCUCAUCGAACCUCUCCACAAUCCGCAAUGCCCUCCUCCCCGAUAACUCGCAGACCGCACGAUUCACAACAACCGCGGGCCGGGACCUCAAGGAGGUCCAGGGCAUUGUCUAUGUUGGCGCCCACCACGGCGAAGACCGGGUGCUCUGGUUCAAGCUAGAACACGGCCCCGGGGCGGACAGGCGCCUGUAUCCUACGGUCUACACAUUAUGGCAUAACCCCAACAUUAUCCCGCUGCUCUAUACUCCGGAGAUGGUGAUGCGAAAGCUGCAUGGCGGCGCGGACUUGAUGACGCCCGGUCUGGCCAACGAGCCGCCGUUCCCGCAACGCGCAGUCAAGGGCGCGGUAGUCGCUGUGGCAAGCGUGGAUCGACACACUGUGCCCUUAUUCGUGGGUGUUUGUGAGAUCGAUGUCUCGGCAUUGGGAGAGGUACAGGGUACCAAGGGCCAUGCGGUUCGUGGCCUGCAUUGGGAAGGGGACGAGCUGUGGGCUUGGAGCUCUUCACCUCGCCCCGGUUGUCCCGCCCCAGAGUACUUACAGGGCUGGGAUGAAGAAGCCGAUGGAGUGGAGGAGGGCGUUAAAGAACUCACGCUCAUAGACCAAGAGGAGGCUCCCGCUGCAAACACCGUGGGCGAAUCUUCAAAUGAACAGGCGGCCCCAGGGGAAGAGCCCGUUGCCGAGGAAAGGGAGCCCUCAACGAAAGAAAUCGACGACGCAUUUAUAAAUUCUUUUAUCUACGCCCUCUACAAGCUCAAGAGCGACAAUCCAUCGACACCAAACCACGGCUUGUCACUCCCGAUUACACCCUCAGCGUUGAUAUCAAACUUCAUCACCCCUUAUCUCCCUGUUUACUCGGCACAGCAAGCUCAGUUUUAUAACGUUAAGAAGACAAGCUGGAAAAACGUCAAGAAGUUCAUCAAACAUCUGGACAAGAUGCAGUUGGUGAAGGCAAAAGACCGCAGCGGACAGGAAACCGUCAUACUGGAUGUUGACUUUGACGACCACCGGGUGGAACGGUUUGUGCCAUACAAGCUACCGUCACGCAAUGCAGUUGAGAAUGCCGGGAAGGCCAAGCCCUCCGAGGACAAGAAAUCAAGUGGCGCAAAUGGUGACGACCCGUCGGUAGGACAGUCACUUACCGUCCUGAGUCUAUACAGACCAACAAGCAAACUGACCCCGACCAUUUUCCCGUCUCUCGGGGCGGGGAACCCAAAAAACUACUACAAGUAUUCCGAUGUCUCAACCCACCUGGAUCAGUACCUACAGUCGCAAGAUCCGCCCCUUAUCUCGCAAGAAAACCGACGCAUCAUCACCCUCAACCCGUUUCUCGCCACCACUAUAUUCACCUCGUCAUCCACCGAAGACAAGGGCACACUCGCGCGCGGCAAAAUCACCCGUGACGGUCUCUUGAAACGCAUCGUGGAAGAUUCCUCCUUCCUGCAACCGCACUACGCCAUCUUGAAACCAGGCCAAACUCUUGCGGACGUCAAGGCCAAAGCCGGCGCAACACCCAAAGCGCUCGUCUCAAUUGAGAAGCGCACAGGCACAAAGACCGUCACCAAGGUUACGAACCUGGAGAUCUUUGGUAUCACGCCUAGUCUGCUUGCGGAGGAACUGCAGAAAAAGUGCGCCAGUAGCACGAGUGUCACGCAGGCGACGGGUGGCGUGAAGGGAGUUAUGGAGGUCCUGGUACAGGGGGACCAGCGGAAAGCCGUUGAUACGGCGCUGGUGAGGAGGGGAUUGCGAUCGCAGUGGGUUGACGUGGUUGAUAAGACGAAGAAAAAGAAAUAG